Messenger RNA from Trypanosoma brucei brucei TREU927, 558 nucleotides. RefSeq lists its product as hypothetical. The transcript has a single exon. The coding region runs from base 1 to 558 and encodes 185 amino acids. NCBI's taxonomy places the organism in Eukaryota, Euglenozoa, Kinetoplastea, Trypanosomatida, Trypanosomatidae. The record is from RefSeq and is a predicted model, not a curated record.
AUGUUGAAUCCGACAUUUUCUCUGUACAGGAAGACGUUGCAGUCCUAUCCUGUACCACCGAAGAUUCGCCACUACGAUCGGCGAUGGAGUGGAAGUCGCACAAACCCAUACAAUCGUCAAUAUUGGCGCGUGAUUAUGAACGAGAACUACUCCCGUCCAUCCUUUUGGGUUUCAGACUUCCGUCACCGUUACUUGAUGCGUACAGGAACGGAUUAUCAAGGGCAGGUGCCUUCUUCACCACAACCCGGCCUCUACCAGGGGUUCAGUGACGUACAUAAAUUGUUAGCCAACCACCCCAAACCACAGAGGGAAUCCCGCCAUUUACCAGUGUUGCCGAUGACCCCACGGGUUGUCUUUGAACACGCCAAUGAAAAGCGCAUAGAUACGGCGAAGAAGAUGCGCAGGGACAGACGCAGGAUAGAGGAAUUGAAAACAUUGGAAUUUUGGGGGUGGUAUAUGAAGCUGCAGCGCGUCCGGGGCCGCUGGUGCCGGGAACAGGGCGUUUCGAGCCGUGGCGUUUAUGGACCGGCAGUGGACGCAGCGGAGUUAUGGGGUUAG